CGUUCCGCAGCGGCGGAACCUGUGGGCUUUGGAAUAGCUGCCACCGGACGGCGUGCCGGCGGCGGACAUGGCUUUCUCGACCAGAUCGGUGGGUCGCCUGCUGGGGCCAGUCAGUAGGUCAGCGGCGCUCUUGGGUGGCAGGUGGCUCCAGCCCCGGACCUGGCUGGGGCUCCCCGACGCCUGGGGACUCCCCGCCGUGCAGCAGACCCGGGGCAAGGCGCGCGGGAACGAGUAUCAGCCGAGCAACAUCAAGCGCAAGAACAAGCAUGGUUGGAUCCGGCGCUUGAGCAAGCCAAACGGCGUCCAGGUCAUUCUUCGCCGCAUGCACAAGGGUCGAAAAUCGUUGAGCCAUUGAGCAGCGCGACGCUGCCAGCUGGACCCCCCCCCCUCAUUAAAGCAUUUUUCCUCGCUGACCACUGGGACUCGGACGGACAUGAAUCCUCAGAUUUCGGGGUUGGCCCAGGGGAAGAAUUGUGGGAUUAGACUGGAAGAGGGAGUGGGAAGUCAGACCUUGCCAAAUGCCUUUUUACGCUUUUGAAUUAGGAAGAAUUUCGAACAUGUGCAUCAGUCCACAGAAUGGUACAGUGAACGCCCUUGUAACCCAGUACACAGCUCUACCCACAACCUAUCCUGCCCUCUCCUGAGGUGCAAAUCUCGGGCAUCAGGUUAUUUCUUCUGUAAAUAUUUCAGAACUCACUUCUCUAAGAUAAGGGCCCUUUAAUACAUAUUCACAAAGCUUUUCACAGCUAAAAAAAAACAAACAACAAAACCCAACAAUUCCUUCGUAUCAUUAAAAAUCUAAUAAAUGUUCAAAUUUUCACUUGUCUUAUAAAAUGUCAAUUCUCACAGUUCUAGGAAGGCUUGUGGAGAGGUGGGAGGGGUUUGAAUCCUCCACCUGCCCCUUGGGGAUGGGCUCUGUGACCUUGAGCAAGAUCUUAGCCCUCAGGUUCAUUUGGUUCCAAUAAAAUGGGACUUCCCUGGCAGUCCAGUGGUUAUGACUCCAGGUUUCCACUGCAGGGGGCGCGGGUUCCAUCCCUGGUUGGGGAAUUAGGAUCCUGCAUGCUGCGCGGCCAAAAAAAAUAAAUAAAGCGGAUCCAUCCUUAAAA
Messenger RNA from Eubalaena glacialis (North Atlantic right whale), 1106 nucleotides. RefSeq names its product mitochondrial ribosomal protein L34 (gene MRPL34). Gene Ontology annotation, molecular function: structural constituent of ribosome. Gene Ontology annotation, biological process: translation. Gene Ontology annotation, cellular component: mitochondrial large ribosomal subunit; ribosome. The coding region runs from base 68 to 355 and encodes 95 amino acids. The record is from RefSeq and is a predicted model, not a curated record. Lineage: Eukaryota; Metazoa; Chordata; Mammalia; Artiodactyla; Balaenidae. The transcript is spliced from 2 exons.